Molecule: messenger RNA, 934 nt
Organism: Conger conger (European conger)
Lineage: Eukaryota; Metazoa; Chordata; Actinopteri; Anguilliformes; Congridae
Product: cytosolic sulfotransferase 3-like
Exons: 8
Coding region: 1-903 (300 amino acids)
Biological process (GO): sulfation
Cellular component (GO): cytoplasm
Molecular function (GO): sulfotransferase activity
Source: RefSeq, a predicted model, not a curated record
AUGGCCAACCCGGACCAAGAAACUGUACUGGACCCUCGUCCAGAGUUGUUUGAUUUUCAUGGUGUGUCAAUGACCCAUUACUACGCUGACAACUGGGACAAUGUGCAGAACUUCCAGGCAAAACCUACUGAUAUUCUCAUUGCAACAUAUCCCAAAGCAGGUAUAACCUGGGUGUCCCACAUGUUGGACCUUCUGUAUUUUGGGAAGUCUUCCCCGAAGCGUGGGGUCUCCCUGCCCAUCUAUGAGAGAGCCCCAUUCCUGGAAUUCUGCAUCCCCUAUCGUCCCAAAGGUGUAGAAUUGGCAGAUAAGAUGACCACAUCCCCUCGCCUCAUUAAAACCCACCUUCCAGUUCAGUUUGUGCCUAAAUCCUUCUGGGAACAAAAUUGUAGGAUUGUCUAUGUAGCCCGCAACGCCAAGGACGAUGUUGUGUCCUACUUUCAUUUUGACCGAAUGAACAGUGUGCAGCCUGAGCCAGGAGACUGGACUAGUUACCUGCAGAGAUUCCAGGAGGGAAAAUUGCUAUUUGGCUCCUGGUAUGACCAUGUGAAAGGGUGGUGGGAGAAAAAACAAGCUUACUCCAAACUCCUCUAUCUACACUACGAAGAUCUAGCAGAGGACAUGGAUCGGGAGUUGGACCGUGUGUGCUCAUUCCUGGGUGUGUGCCCAACUGAGGAGGAGAGACGUCAGGGGAAAGAAGGGGUGGGAUUUGAUGCCAUGAAGAAUAACCGCAUGACUAACUACUCCACUAUCGAUGUAUUGGACUUCAAAAUCUCUCCAUUCAUGCGAAAAGGGAAAGUUGGCGAUUGGAAGAAUCACUUCACUGUGUAUCAGAACGAACAGUUUGACAAAGAGUACCAGAAGAAGAUGAUGAAUACCACACUGCUGUUCCGGACUGAGAUUUAGGCAGGUGUCCAUCACCCAGGAACCAAGCUGG